This is a messenger RNA of Ceutorhynchus assimilis (cabbage seed weevil), 9372 nucleotides long. The record is from the annotation of a GenBank genome assembly. NCBI's taxonomy places the organism in Eukaryota, Metazoa, Arthropoda, Insecta, Coleoptera, Curculionidae.
AGAACGAGAAGAUGGAGAAUGGAGAGGGCAUAUAAAACAAAAACCAGCUGACUGAUGAUGACUGUGACAUAACAAAAAAAAUGAAAAUAUCCUUUGUGUAAAAAUUUAGAUUAUUUUCCUUUAUCCAGGACAAUUUGUACCUUGUUUUUAAAUUAUGUGCAAUAACGCAGUAUUACAGAGGAUAUUUUAGCGAAAUGGAAGGACAAAUGGACGGUAUAAGUUGUUCGCAAUUUACUUUUUACAAUGACUUUGAUUCGGCCAACCUGUCACGAGUUGAAUUCAUUGCACACAGCGAAUCUGCCGUGGUUAAACAACCGUCAACCUCAUCAAACAAUAAAACUGUCGAAAUACCAGAUGCGGAGUUUAACUUGUGGACCAAACCCGAUUGUCACAAUACAGAAUUUGAAAAUGGCAAUAGAACGUGGUUCUAUUUCGGCAUCAAAGCUCCUCAAGGCGGUUUACUGGUCAAACUCAACCUGGUCGAUUUGAACAGACAAGGAAAAAUGUACAGUCAGGGCAUGGCACCUGUAUAUAGAAUUUUACCUGGCAAAUCUAAAUGGGAACGGAUACAUGAUAAACCUGUAUAUAAUACUGUUGAAGAUAUUUUUAUAUUAUCUUUUAAAUUCCGUACUCCUGAAAAUCUGGACAGUUGCACGUAUUUUGCUUUUACAUAUCCAUUUUCCUAUAUGGAAUUACAAAAAAUGAUUAGCAAUAUUAGUUUGAAAUACUUGUCCAUUGCACCUAUUUCUGAGGAUGAUAUUUAUUACGUUAGAGAAACUGCUUGUUUGUCAUUGGAAGGACGCAUUGUUGAUUUGAUUACUAUUUCUUCCUAUCAUGGAAUUACUACGGAAAGAGAGGAUAGGUUGAAAAAUCUUUUUCCCAAUAAAGAUGCUCAAAGACCUUAUAAGUUUGUUGGAAAAAAGGUCAUAUUUAUCUCAGCAAGAGUCCAUCCAGGUGAAACCCCUUCAACAUUUGUGUUCAAUGGAUUUCUCAAUUACCUUUUAUGUCGAGAUGAUUUGCAAUCCCAAAUUUUAAGGAAAAAUUACGUAUUUAAGCUAAUACCUUUUUUGAAUCCAGACGGAGUGGCUAAUGGACAUUACAGAACAGAUACUAGAGGUGUUAAUUUGAAUAGGAUUUAUUUGAAUCCUAGCAUAGAGGAACAUCCAUCUAUUUAUGCUGCAAAGUCUUUAAUUAGAUAUUAUCAUUUUGGUUUUGAAAAAGAAGAAGCCAUACCAAAAUGUGACCAGUGCAAAAAGGACCCUAACAGCAAUCACGAAUCUCACAAGGGUGAUACCGAUAACUUAAAUAAGCUUUCUAGUAUGUCGUUAAAGGAAGAAGGUGAUUCCUCUGUAUCGUGGUGCACCAAAUGUAAGGCUAACAUAAUAAAACUAGAAAAUACCAUGCCGGGCAUUUCGACGCUGGUACCAACUUUUAAUUUGCCCUCGAAUACUCCUCUAGGGCACAAUUUUUGUCGGCAGUGCGGCACGGCUCUGACCCACACCGAAAGCAAGGAGGAAGUAAAGUUCGAAAAUGUACUCGCCAACCGCGGCGACGUCAAUUCCAACGAAUCCGGAAUAUUUUUGUAUUUGGAUUUGCACGGGCACGCUUCCAAAAAAGGGAUUUUCAUGUACGGAAAUCAUUUCGACGAUCUCGAACGGAGGGUGGAGUGUAUGCUGUUGCCGAAACUGAUGGGGAUGAACAAUCAUCAUUUUCAUUUUCAAGGGUGCAAUUUUACGGAGAGGAAUAUGUAUCUCAGAGAUAAACGUGAUGGUAUGAGCCGAGCAGGUUCAGGAAGAGUAGCCGUACUAUCAUUCACAGGAAUAAUAAAAAGUUACACUCUAGAGUGCAACUACAAUACCGGAAGACUUGUAAACGUGCUACCGCCAACAGUCAAAGAAAACAACGGUAAAGUCCACACUUUGCCAGUACCGCCUAAAUAUACACCGCAAAUAUUCGAAGAGGUUGGCCGUUCGUUGGGCGCCUCAAUUUUGGAUCUGACCGGUCAGAAUCCGUUUUCCCGAUUGCCAAAUUCCGAAUUUCACAAUUUAACCGGUCUCAGGGAUUGGUUGCGCAACAGUUGCGCUACCAACAAUUUCGGCGAAGCCAAACCGAAGCUGACGAGGAUGCGCAAUUCGUCUGUUACGGGCCAAACGCAGGGGAAAAACCGUAACGUCCCACGAACCAAGCCGCAGCCAGUCAGAAAAUCAGUCAAAUUAAACAAAAGUAGAACUCAAUUGCCUGUGGAACGUAAAGAAAACUUGGUUUGUCAUUCGGUUCUGAAUCAACCCAGCUGCUCAAAGUCGUCGGUGAAAUUGUCGUCAGUGAAAUUAGGCAGGACACUUAAGGCAAAAACCAGAAAAGAAUCGUCAUUGAAAAGUAAAAAUGUAGCAACACAAAAAUUAAAACCCCCAUCAAUUACUAAAAACAGAAAGAUGCCCGUGCCUUUAACUUCACAAAAACUCAAGCUGGACUUGAAGACUUCUCAAGGCGAACCUCAAAAAGAAAAAGAGGAUUCUGAGUUGAACUUGCGCGAAGUUUGCUUUAUAAAAAACAAUGAAGGUAAAGCAAUGAUAGCAAAAUACAAUAAAGAAGGCGAAGAUUUCGACGACAGUCUAGUAGUGACUUGGGACGCCCCCACAUCCAAAGCUACAGUAUUUACCCAUAAAUCCAGCAGAUCUUCAAGUGCGCCUCAUUUUUUAGUAAACAAAUUGCCUUCGGAACCAGGAACUAGCAAACAAGGCGAGUUUCGUAUACACAACUUUUCUAAAAGCACGAUGAAGACGAAAUUUAAAAAGCAAAUUUUAAGGAGGCUGGCAAGUGCUACUGAAUUGGGCAAAAUCGACAGGAAGUCUGUUAAAAAGAAAAUACGCAUUAAGUAAGGAAUUUUUUGCACGGUUUGGGUUUGGAAUAAUUAUGAAAUUUGAUGUCAUAUGUUUAUUCAAUCCAAACUAUGCAAUACUAAUACACUCUUUAUACCAAGUUUUGUUGCGUUUGAAUACCGUAAACUUUUUGUAUCAGAAUUAUUGUUUUUAUUUAAAUCUAUAUAUUAUAUAUAAUAUAUUAUGGAAAAUUAAUUUAAUUUUUUUUCCAUUAAAUUUAAUUGAUAGAUGAGUAAUGUUUGUGUUAUAAUGGGCGUACUAAUUGGUUCAAGGUAAGUAUUUGUAUUUUUAGCAAAUUGAUAUCAAAAUUUGAUUGGCUAGUUUUUGUUAUCUCUUUGGAUUGCAGCAUGAUCUCUGUAUAUUCUACUAUUUUGGGUUAGUUAGUAAAUUAUAAUCGGCGUUCAUAGAAUGUGUAGAAAUCAUGAUGCUGAAUGAUUGAAAUUAAUAUAGUUUAAUUUCUUCACUCUUUUGAAAAUAAAACUUUCCUAAGGGUUGCAGAAAGUCUUAAGACUUUCUGCAAUUGCUAGGUGUUAUGGUUUAACUAAUAAAUUGCUUUAGGUUUUAAUUAUUUAUUGGAUAAGUAGAAAGGAGGGUCAUAUUUUGAAGUUACUGGUGCAUGUGCAAGAGUGUCUCACUACAUCUAAUGUAUUUAGUAGCUAAUUUUUUUAUUGUCACAAAUUCCGCAACUUAUUUUAAGCUAAUAGAAAUAAUAUCUUGUUAUUAUCUUGACUGCUCACUUACAAACCACGCGCUUUAUAUACCAAAACAUUCAAUUCGAGAAAUCUCUAGAGAAUCACUUGCUAAUUUAAAUCACACCCUCGAGUUUAUGGAUAAAUUUUUCCUACAAUGUCAUUAGCACACACUUGUUUGUGAUGUAAAAAUUUAUAAAAAAAAAUGUUAUACUAUACAUAGACAUCUGUAUGUAGUUGUUAGGUUUGGGAACUGUUGCCUGUAUUAAGCAAAUAAUUUUUAAUUAGUUAAACUUUGACCCUAAUAGUUUACAGAGCCGAAAGUACUUGAAGUACAAGUACAAGUUUUUUAAAAUUAUACUUUGAAACUUGAAAUUUACUGGAAUUUCAUCAAGUAAUUUACUUCAAGUAAAAACAUUGAGCUUCAAGUAAAGUGACAUUACUUAAAGUAUAUUUGAAAUAAUUUUGGUACUUUAAAUAUCUGAAAUCUGUUCAAAACAGUGCAAAUUCUUAGUAAUUUUUUUAGUUAUUCACAUUAUAAUCCGAUCCUCAUUCUAUUCUGGUACCUUAUCCGAACCUUAUGUUAAAAGUAUAAGGUGUUUUGGUGCUUAGUAAUUUUUUAUAUUUUUCGUUUCAAGGUUCGCCGAUCCGAAUAAAAUUUUGUAUAUCUCAAUCUCAGUCUUAAAAAACAAGCGGGGCCUGAUUCAAAAAUAGGUACAGGGUAUUUAAUUAUAUUUAAGCCCAUACCUGCAGCCUUUACUAUUUAGGGCGCGGUUAGAAAUAAUUGCCCAGAUCUUUGUUGGAUAUUGAGCAAAUUGAAAUAAAUAAUAUAUCAUUGGAAAGAGCAAUAAAUGCUCUAGAAAUUCGUGCAAAAUUGAGCUUGAUAGCUCCAAUAGUUUUUGAACAAUUGAGUCUCAAAGUUGGCUUUUAGAAUUCAGAAAAAAUACCCUUAUGAAAACUCUAUUUUUUAUUUUUUAGAAAUCGUAUUUUUGUCUCUGGAAAAUUUUCAAAAUCUUGACAUGUCUUGAGCAAUUGCCCAUAUCUUUUUGAGUAAAUUGAAAUAAAUGCCUUUGGAAAGAACAAUAAAUUCUCUAUAAAUCCGUGCAAAAUUCAGUUUGAUAACUCAAAUAGUUUUUGAGUAAUUCAGCCUCAAAGCUGAUUUUUAGUCUAAAUUUUGUCAAAAACUUUAAAUUCAAUUUUCUCAAAAACUAUGAACCUGGGAAUAUUGUAAAUUAUUGCAGAUCUUUUAGAGCUCGAUAAGAGCUAUAAAUGCUGAAAAUUUCAAUGUAAUUUGCUCAACGGUUAUCGAGCAAUUGAGAUUUGAAUAUUUUGAAAUCAGAAUUUAAAGGGGGUAGGUACAGGGUGAUCUAUUAUAAAUGUAACCCCCUGCUAACUUUUUCAUUUGACGUUUUUGACAGAAGUGUCAAAUACAAAAGUUUCAAGAAAUUGUCAAAAGUUUUUAAUUAAGUCACUUUUAGGCAUACAGGGUGCGUCAAAAAAGUGCAGCAGCGUGAAGUUAUAUUUUUUUAAAUGGAACACCCUGUAUAUUGUGCGCUUAUUUGUUAGUUCUCUUUAACCUGUUUUCAACGAUAUGGGGUUUGAUAUGUCUAUCUUCAACAGUUAUAGGGAAAAACAUGAAAACCCCUUUUAAGGUUUCAUAUUGAAAAAAGGAAAAUUAUACCAUUUAAGCUUUAAAGAAUUUUUUUUAUUAUCAGUUUAUUGUUCAAAUUUUAUUCAUUAAUAUACAAGGUGAAAUAUUAUAAUAAAUCCAGAUGUCUAAGCUAUUAUUUUUAUUUUUAAAAAAAUAACAUGAGAGACCUAGGAAGGAAUUUUCGUGUUUUUCCCUAUAACUAUUAAAGAUAAACCGAGGGAUAAACAUAUCAAACCAUAUAUCGUUGAAAUCAGGUUAAAGGGGAGUAACAAAUAGGCGCACAAUAUACAGGGUAUUCCAUUUAAAAAAAUAUAACUUCACACUGCUGCACUUUUUUGACGCACCCUGUAUGCCUAAAACUGACUUAGUUAAAAACUUUUGACAAUUUCUUGAAACUUUUGUAUUUGACACUUCUGUCAAAAACGUCAAAUGAAAAAGUUAGCAGGGGGUUACAUUUAUAAUAGAUCACCCUGUACCCUUAUGAAAAAUACGAUUUUUUUAUUUUCUAGUUUUGCUCUAUUUUGACUCUACCAAUCGAUAGAGCGGGUCAACAUUAGUAGAAAACAACCCUGACAUCAUUUUCAAAUGAUCAUUUUAAACAGAACCAAAAUAAAAAGGAAAUCUUAUUUUUGACUCGAGAAAAUUUUCAAAAUCUAGACAUGGUCAUGAGCAAUUGCCAUAUCUUUGUUAAAUUUUGAGCAAAUUGAAUUAAAUUAUAUACCAUUGGAAAGAGCAUUAAAUUCUCUAUAAACCCGUGCGAAAUUGAGUUUGAUAGCUCAGAAAGCUUUUGAGUAAUUGAGCCUCUAAGUUGACUUUUAGUCUAAAUUUUGUCAAAAACUUUAAAUUCAAUUUUCUCACAAACUAUAAACCUGAAAAUAUUGUAAAUUAAAGAUCUUUUGGAGCUUGAUAAGAGCUAAAAAUGCUGAAAAUUUCAAUGUAAUUUGCUCAACGGUUACCGAGCAAUUGAGGUUUGAAUAUUUUGAAAUCAGAAUUCAAAGGGGGUAACCUUAUGAAAAAUUCUACUUUUUUAUUUUUCAGUUUUGCUCAAUUUUGACUCUACCAAUCGAUAGAGCGGGUCAACAUUAGUAGAAAACAACCCUGACAUCAUUUUCAAAUGGUCAUUUUAAACAGAACCAAAAUAAAAAGGAAAUCUUAUUUUUGGCUCGAGAAAAUUUUCAAAAUCUUGACAUGUCUUGAGCAAUUGCCCAUAUCUUUGUCAACUUUUGAGCAAAUUGAAAUAAAUUAUAUACCUUUGGAAAGAGCAUUAAAUUCUCUAUAAAUUCGUGCGAAAUUGAGUUUGAUAGCUCAAAUAGUUUCUCAGUAAUUCAGCCUGAAAGCUGACUUAGUCUAAAUUUUGUCAAAAACUUCAAACUCAAUUUUCUCACAAACUAUAAACCUGAAAAUAUUGUAAACUACAGAUCUUUUAGAGCUUGAUAAGAGCUAUAAAUGCUGAAAAUUUCAAUGUAAUUUGCUCAACGGUUACUAAGCAAUUGAGGUUUGAAUAUUUUGAAAUCAGAAUUCAAAGGGGGUACCCUUAUGAAAAAUUCGAUUUUUUUAUUUUUCAGUUUUGCUCAAUUUUGACUUCACCAAUCAAUAGACUGGGUCAAAAUUAGUAAAGAACAACCCUGACAUAAUUUUCAAAAGGCCAUUUUAAGCAAAAACAAAAAUAAAAAGAAAAUCUUAUUUUUGGCUCUGGAAAAUUUUCAAAAUCUAAACAUGGUCUUGAGCAAUUGCCCAUAUCUUUGUUAAAUUUUGAGCAAAUGGAAAUAAUCUAUAUAUCAUUGGGAAGAGCAAUAAAUUCUCUAUAAAUCCGUGCAAAAUUUAGUUUAAUGGCUCAAAUAUUUUUUGAGUAAUUGAGCCUCAAAGUUAAUUUUUAUUCUAAAUUUUGGCAAAAACUUCAAACUCAAUUUGCUCAAAAACUAUAAACCUGGGUUGUAAAUUACAAAGUUUUUAGAGCCUAUUAAGACCUACGAAUGCUAAAAAUUUCAAUGCAAUUUGUUCAACGGUUACCGAGCAAUUGAGGUUUGAAUAUUCUGAAAGCAGAAUUCAAAGGGGGUUAUGAAAAACUCACAAUUUUUUUAUUUUUCAGUUUUGCUCCAUUUGACUUUACCAAUCUAUAGAAUGUUUAUUUUGAAGAAAAUUGUUUCUUCCUAUACCAUUGGAACGAGCAUUUAAAUUUUGUAUAAAUAAAGGUAUGGGCUUAAAUAUUAGGUAGGUAGAUACUUCAAGCAAAAUACUAGACAUAUUCAAGUGAAAAUACAAGUAUUUUAGAAUAGAUAUUGGAAAUACAAGUACUAGUACAUUACAAAAAAAGUAAUUCAAGUAAAAUACUUAUAUGUAGGUACUUGAAAUAGAAUUUCAAGUAAUUUACUUCAAAUAUUGACAGCUCUAAUAGUGUACAUUAGAUGUAGUAGACUCAAUACAAGUGGAUACCUACAUUAAAAAGAAAACAAAGAGUGAUAUAAUUUUGUGAUUUUUAUUGAAAAAAAGCUAUGUUUUGUUUUGCCUAUAACGUCAGUUGAAUAAAUAAAAUUGUAUUUGAAAAAACAAUACUAUGUUUUAUUUAAAUUCCUCAACCGUUUUUUUUUAGGAAUCAACAGGAAGUAUUUAAAUCAAACACUAACAAUUUAUUUAAUUAGUAAACUUUUUAUUAUAUAAAUUAAUAAAAAUUGCACGUAUUCUUACAAAGGCACCAUAGGUUAUCACAAAGUGGUAUAUAAGUUUUAUUUGCUUGGAAUUUCGAUCAGUCUAAAUAGCGAUUUUCAAUGUAAUGCAAAAAUGUUAAUCAUAUUAACACUUGUGUUCUAAACAAAAUGUAUGUUAAAUUACUCAGUAAAGUCUUAAGAUUAAAUCAAUAUACAAAAAUUUAACUCUACAAAUAAAAAUAAUACUAAUAAGUUAAUCAUAGUAGGCAGUACGAGUAUAAAAUCACUGUUUAUAGUAUAGAAAUAUACUCAUUUAUAUGAUUAUACUUAAUAUAGGAAUGUUUUGAUCCUGAUGGGCAUUUUCAAAAUUACACCUCUUGAGAUUCUAUUGUAGUGUAUUGCACCUUCCUGGUUAUAGCUUCCAAUACAGGCGACAAUUUCGUCUUGACACUGUCUUUUUUAAGAUACACAUAAGCUGUAAUAAGUGUUAACAAAAUACACACUAAAACCACAAGUAAUACCAUCAAGGCUUUGGAAAAUUUGGCAUGUUUAGAUUCAGUUAAGCUUUUCAAGUUCAAUAUUUUACCAAACUUCACGUUCCAACAAGUUAGGGCAUCUUCAUUUCGAAUUUUGACAUCGGUUUUUUGGCUCCAAGCGUACAAAUUUUUAGAAUUUGCGUCGCAUUUUAUCGGAUUAUUGCCUAUUUCCAGUGUCAAGCUUUCUGUCCGCGAAGGAUCGUUGGCCAGCUUGUCGAAUGUGUCUAAAUCUUCUUGGGUAAACUUUGAAAUGUUGUUACUUUCUAAAUCCAAAUACCUUAAUUUUUUUAAACAUAAAAUAUUGAAAUUUAAACUGGGGAUGUAGUUGUCUCCAAGAUAUAAAUCGUGUAAAUAAGGCAAAUCGCAAAAAACCUUUUCGUCUUUCCAUUUUUUUAUUUCAUUUUGCUCCAGAUGUAGUUUAUACAGCUUGGUCAAGUUGCUAUUGACGAAAAUAUCAUGUAAAUCGUCAGCUAGCUCUUCAUCAGUAUUAUCAGCAAACGCAUUAGUCAAGUGCAAUUCUUCUAAAUUUUCAAAAUUAGAAAACACUCUAGGAUGAUGAAAAUUCCUAUCGUCCUCUUCAGCUAUGGAAAUAUUAUUGUGAUUCAACAUUAAUCUUCUAACACUGCCAACAUGAUGGAAAGUUUUGCCUUUAAUUUCCGUAAUACCAUUAUUGCUCAUAUCGAUCACUUCUAGUGCAGUCAAAUCAGCUUGCUCACCAAAAAUAUUCACUGGCAAAAUGCUUAUAUGAUUACCAGUAAAUAUAAGAACAUUAGUUUUUUUCGGUAAUACCAUUAACAUGUCACUGUUGGUGAAUCCAGUGUCUGUGCAAUUGACAACAAACUUUGUCGCUCGGUCAAUGUAUUGGUUGCCACAUACGCAUAACUCUAGUAAUUUGUCUUCGCAAUUGUUGAUUCUUGCCUUUGCUGUGAAUAGUAUUGAGGCUACGAUUAGGAAUUUUGUUGCUUGAGACAU